Molecule: messenger RNA, 597 nt
Organism: Miniopterus natalensis
Lineage: Eukaryota; Metazoa; Chordata; Mammalia; Chiroptera; Miniopteridae
Gene: C7H20orf202
Product: chromosome 7 C20orf202 homolog
Source: RefSeq, a predicted model, not a curated record
AUGGAUCGACCCAGCUUCCAGCCCGAAGCAGGCAGGAGACUGUGUAAGUCAAAGGCCUGUCAAGCCCAUCGCCAGGUCAGCGUCAAGGUCUGUCCCAAGGACACUGAGAUGAAAACAGCAGAAGAGCCAACCCCGAAUCUUGGGCAGACCCUGGAGUGGCUGAGGAAGGAGCUGGCUGAGAUGCAGAUCCAAGACCAGAAGCUUCUGCUCACACUGAGGCAUCUUCACAGUGUCAUGGAGGAGCUGCGUUCUGAGAGUGCCCACUGGGAAGAUGCCAUGUCCAGCAGAGGGACAUCACCUAUCAGAGCUCGAGCAGGCUCUGAAGGCAGGGGUCACCAGCCCAUGUCAUCCAGGCGGCUGGUCCAGCUCCUUCAAGGGGUAGACAUCAGACGAAGCUCCCUCCCUUAACUGGUUAGAGAUGACCCUGGACUUGAAACUCCACCUCCCACUAGUCUAAGUUUUGUGAUGUUGUUGAGUGGGGGACACAGGAAUGGGAGUCAUGAAGUGUCCAGGUUCACUAUGUGUCCCUGGACCCAUCACUCACCUUCUCUGUGUCACUGGUUCCUUUUCUGUCACUUAUCAGCAUUGUUGAUGAGG